GCCGCGUGUUUCGUCAUCAAGACGGUAAAUCUGAAAUCCGAUUCGAAUCUGAAGACAACCGGCGAAGAAUCUCAGAGUCGUAGAUCAUUCAUUAUACACUCAAAAGAGUUUUCAUAUCAUCACGCCGAGUGGGGACGAUGUGUUGGUAACUAAGACUACUAAUUAAAUAUGUCAUCGGGAGGAGCCGAGGACAGGCAUCUGUUACGACCCACCGACGGCGACGAAGCCAACAUUCGCGGAGGAGACGGCGAUCUCGAUGUCGAAUCUCAGUCUCCGGCUAUCAGAAACUCCACCGGAGGAGUUAGAGAUCUCUUCAAACACCUGGAUCGGAGAUUCUCCCUCUCCGGUCGUCGUAUAAGCUUGAAACGGUUAGAGAACGUCAGAGUCGAUAGAGAUCACCACCAUCCUUCCUCUUCUUCUCCGCUCUCUUCUGGUGUGAUCGCCGGAGAAGAAGAUGAUGGCGGCGUCAUCGAUGAUGAUCGUGAUUACCGGAAUGACGACGAGUAUGGUUUCGAUGAAGGUAACGACGUGUUGGGAGAUAGCGCUCCACCUGAAUGGGCUCUCCUUCUUAUUGGUUGUCUUAUCGGUGUCGCCGCUGGAAUUUGCGUCGCAGGUUUCAACAAAGGGGUUCAUGUGAUUCAUGAAUGGGCAUGGGCUGGGACUCCAAACGAGGGUGCUGCUUGGCUUCGACUACAGAGACUAGCUGAUACUUGGCAUCGGAUUCUUUUGAUUCCUGUCACUGGGGGUGUUAUAGUAGGGAUGAUGCAUGGUUUGCUUGAGAUCUUGGAUCAAAUCAGGCAGUCCACUUCUUCUCAAAGACAAGGAGUUGAUUUACUCGCUGGUAUUUUUCCGGUGAUUAAAGCUAUUCAGGCUGCUGUGACUCUUGGUACUGGUUGUUCACUGGGUCCUGAGGGACCUAGCGUCGACAUUGGAAAGUCAUGUGCCAAUGGUUUUGCGCUGAUGAUGGAGAACAACAGAGAGAGGAGAAUAGCUCUCACUGCAGCUGGUGCGGCUUCUGGGAUUGCAUCUGGUUUCAAUGCAGCGGUAGCCGGUUGUUUCUUUGCUAUUGAGACUGUUCUAAGACCUCUACGUGCCGAGAACUCGCCUCCAUUUACCACUGCAAUGAUAAUUUUGGCCUCUGUUAUAUCAUCGACUGUGUCAAAUGCCUUGCUUGGGACUCAAUCAGCUUUCACAGUCCCCUCGUACGACUUGAAGUCCGCUGCAGAGCUCCCUCUGUACCUGAUACUAGGCAUGCUGUGCGGUGCUGUCAGCGUUGUUUUUUCUCGCCUGGUCACAUGGUUUACCAAGUCAUUCGAGUUCAUCAAAGAAAAAUUUGGUCUUCCUGCUAUAGUGUGCCCUGCAUUAGGGGGUUUAGGAGCUGGGAUGAUUGCUCUAAAGUACCCCGGAAUUUUGUACUGGGGGUUUACAAAUGUUGAAGAAAUCCUGCAUACUGGAAAGAGUGCUUCAGCUCCUGGAAUUUGGCUAUUAGCUCAGUUAGCCGCAGCCAAAGUUGUGGCCACAGCUUUGUGCAAAGGCUCUGGGCUUGUAGGUGGUCUAUAUGCACCAAGUUUGAUGAUUGGUGCUGCUGUUGGUGCUGUGUUUGGAGGCUCGGCUGCUGAGAUUAUUAACAGAGCUAUUCCUGGUAAUGCUGCUGUGGCCCAACCGCAAGCUUACGCUCUGGUUGGUAUGGCAGCGACACUAGCUUCCAUGUGCUCAGUCCCCUUAACAUCAGUAUUACUGCUGUUCGAGCUAACAAAAGAUUAUAGAAUUUUGCUUCCCCUCAUGGGGGCGGUUGGGUUAGCAAUAUGGGUUCCCUCUGUAGCAAACCAAGGCAAAGAGAGUGAUUCAUCCGAGGGUCGCAGCACAGGAAGAGGAUACUCUUCUCUUUCACCUUCCGAUCGUAAAACUACUGAAGGAGCUUGGAGACACACGGAUAAUACUAACUCCCUUGAGCUUUCCGUCAUAGAAAACCCUGACCACAAAGCUUUCUUGGAUGAAGAAACUAUUCUGGAAGAGUUAAAGGUAUUUCGUGUUAUGUCAAAGAACUACGUGAAGGUUUCUCUGGGAACAAGUCUAAGAGAAGCAAGAAAGAUCCUCAAAGACAGCCACCAGAACUGCCUUAUGGUGGUCGAUGAGGAUGAGUUUCUAGCCGGAAUCCUAACACAGGGAGACAUCAGACGUUACUUGUCUAGUAAGGUCUCUACAAUAUUAGAUGAGAACACAUGUCCUGUCUCUUCUGUAUGUACUAAGAAAAUAACCUACCGAGGCCAAGAACGUGGUUUGCUAACUUGUUAUCCCGACGCGACGGUUGGAGUGGCUAAAGAGUUGAUGGAGGCAAGAGGUGUGAAGCAAUUACCUAUCGUUAAACGAGGUGAAGUAAGUCACAAAGGGAAGAAAAAGAAAGUGCUUGGCCUUCUUCAUUAUGACUCCAUCUGGUCUUUUCUCAGAGAUGAAAUGAGUCGUAGGAGAUCUAUGAUCAACGAGCGGAGAAAAGACAAGUACGAGGAGUUUGGUGCGGCAAAUGGCCAUUGAUUUUGGAGGUUUAUGACCAUUUGGUAAAGCUUUUUCCUCUUCUUUUCAAUUUUGAUGUCCAAAUGAUUAGAAUGGAGGAAAGCAUACUCGUGUAAUAAGACCUCUUUAUUUAGUUUGUAUCGUUCUCGCCAAAGUAACACUCUUUAUCAUAUAGUAAUCAAAGAGAAAUCGAGUGUAACAUAUAUACGACAUGUGUUGGGUGAUCUCUACUUUACCAAUUUGCAUCAUUAGGUUUUAGCAAACCUUGUGAUAUUCAGAAUCGGC
Molecule: messenger RNA, 2796 nt
Organism: Eruca vesicaria subsp. sativa (arugula)
Lineage: Eukaryota; Viridiplantae; Streptophyta; Magnoliopsida; Brassicales; Brassicaceae
Source: the annotation of a GenBank genome assembly